Mobula hypostoma (lesser devil ray) is the source of this 4643-nucleotide messenger RNA. Its product is annotated as serine/threonine-protein phosphatase 4 catalytic subunit-like. NCBI's taxonomy places the organism in Eukaryota, Metazoa, Chordata, Chondrichthyes, Myliobatiformes, Myliobatidae. The coding region runs from base 269 to 1192 and encodes 307 amino acids. The record is from RefSeq and is a predicted model, not a curated record. The transcript is spliced from 9 exons. Gene Ontology annotation, molecular function: protein serine/threonine phosphatase activity. Gene Ontology annotation, biological process: double-strand break repair via homologous recombination. Gene Ontology annotation, cellular component: nucleus; cytoplasm.
UUCACUCAGGGCGGUGAGCAGGCGCCGUCCGCUUUGCAGGCCGGUGUCGGGGCUGCGAGCUUGCAGUCCGAGCCAUCUCAGGUAAAGACGCCGUUCCUGGGCUUUGACAGGAGCCCGUGCCCGCGACCUGCCGUAUUCACUCGGACCUUUGAGAUCUCCCUUUCCGGAGAUGGCUAAAUGCUGAGGCGGAAAGAAGAGACUUUCACUCAGACAUACGGCUGCUGUUGUCUUGGAGACCCUGUCCUACCUUCUCGUUUCCUCUGUUGCCAUGGCUAAUACUAGUGACCUGGACCAUCAGAUAGAGCAACUGAUGCGCUGUGAACUGAUCAAAGAAUCGGAAGUGAAAGUGCUGUGUGCCAAAGCCAGGGAGAUUCUUUCUGAAGAGAGCAACGUUCAACAAGUGAAUUCUCCAGUCACUGUAUGUGGAGACAUCCAUGGGCAAUUCUACGAUCUCAAAGAGCUUUUUAAAGUUGGAGGAGACAUUCCUGAAACCAACUACCUGUUCAUGGGAGAUUUUGUUGACAGAGGCUUCUACAGUGUUGAGACAUUCUUGCUGCUAUUAGCAUUGAAGGUUCGCUAUCCUGACAGAAUCACACUGAUCAGAGGGAACCACGAGAGCAGGCAGAUUACCCAGGUUUAUGGUUUUUAUGAUGAGUGCUUGCGCAAAUAUGGGUCGAUAACUGUGUGGAGGUACUGCACCGAGAUCUUUGAUUACCUCAGCCUUUCUGCUGUUGUGGAUGGAAAGAUCUUCUGUGUGCACGGAGGCCUGUCUCCUUCCAUCCAGACCCUGGACCAGAUUAGGACAAUCGACCGGAAACAGGAGGUGCCCCACGAUGGUCCAAUGUGUGACUUGCUGUGGUCUGACCCAGAAGAUACAACUGGCUGGGGCAUCAGCCCCCGCGGAGCUGGCUAUCUCUUUGGCAGUGACGUUGUUGCCCACUUCAGCGCUGCCAACAGCAUAGACCUGAUCUGCCGUGCCCACCAGCUGGUGAUGGAGGGCUACAAGUGGCAUUUCAAUGAAACUGUUCUAACUGUCUGGUCAGCACCCAACUACUGCUACAGGUGUGGAAACGUCGCUGCAAUUCUUGAACUGGAUGAGCAUUUAGAGAAGGAGUUUACUAUUUUUGAAGCUGCUCCUCAGGAAUCUCGAGGGGUGUCAGCCAAAAAGACAGUUGCUGACUACUUUCUCUGAAGGUGUGCUAUAAUGUCCUGGAACUUCACUGUCAACACUGGGAGGGCCUGCCUAAGGAGGGACAGAUAUGACAAAAUGGUAUACUUGUGAACUGCCCUUGCGUUCUGAAGACAGACUAGGCCAUCUGCCUGCUCCUGGGAAAAUGCCACCUUGCCCAGCGCCAUGGCAAUGCGGCCAUGGUGAUCGCUUGCAAUCCUUGUGGUUCUUCCUUACAUUGGGGAAAAUAAAUAACUAUGGAAAUCACACACCUCUCUUCAAGCUGAAUAGCAGUGCUGAAGAAAUGAUUUUCCCCUGGUGAUGCUGGUUUCCUCUGGGUCAAAACUGAAUUGGCACUUUUUAAGAGAAUUUUUAGAAGAUUUUUAAAAAUUACUUUGAAAUUUCCUCUGUGCUAUGAUCAAUGGUCCUUGCCCAGACAUUAAGAAUUGUAGUAGCUAUGUUUUAUUUGUGCAGAGAGAACCAACUUGUUAAGCAAUAGUGUAAGCAACUUUUGUCUGGAAAUCAUUUUAUUUGGAGGAGUUACCUUGUCUUUUUAUAGUUUACUUUGAACUUGCUGUGCAAAAUGCGGUUGGAUUUUGUCUGAGCCACGUCAUAUGUUGUGCGAUUGCAUUGUCCUCCAUUCUCCACCAGGCUGGGUACAUGGUGUAACUGACUGUAAUUUGAUUUCUCUUUGCACUUUGCUCCCUGAUCUGUGAAAGCCCCCUCUACCCCAGUCUACAGCCUGCAAGUAUGGAAACCUGACAGGCUUGUAUCCCACUGGAAUACUGUGUAGUAAGCAGUGUUUAGGGGAAAUCUGGUUUCAGUAAAAGCAUCUAAAAUCUGGCCCAGAAAUGGUGUGAUUAAAAUUGGAAAUGUUCAGAUCGUGACAGAUUAUCCAAUCUAGUAUUGUGUGGGUGGGGAGAACCUUCAGCAUCCAGGCAGUGCCAAUAGAUUUGUAUCAUCUUGUGUUGUAUUUUUAAGACAAUGCUAUUCCUCAGCCCAUGCUAGGAGGCUUGAUCCUUUACUCAGUGAAAUUUUCCAUUGGUUUUGAAAGCUUUGAAUUAAUUUGAACAUGUUAAAUUGAGUGAGAAAAGUUUCUCAGCCUGUGUGAGGCACUUGUACCCUGUAAACCUGUCAUAUCACUUAUCUAGUCACCUGCAGUGAGAUAGCAGUGGCUGUGAUUAUUGGUAAUUACCUCAAUCCUUCUAACCACCACUUUAAAUGGUUUUGAUUUUCGAAGCAUUAAAAAGGAAAAGUAAGACCAGGAAACCUUGGUGUCUAACAGGUUGCAUGUGUUUUUAGUGUGUGGUGGGAAGGGAAAACAUAGUAAAGUAUAACUGAGCCACUGGCAAUGGGUAGCAGUUGAUACGGUAUGAAAAGGAAAGUUGCCAGGUUCCCAAUGCUUGAAGAACUGGAGGGGUCUCUUUGCAGAUAUUUGGAACAGGGUCUAACUGCAGUCGAACUGUUUGCUCCCACACUGCUGUUAUCAGUAGGCAGUAAUCUAUCAGUGCCCAAGGAACUGAGCAGGUCCGACAGCCUUGGGAGACAUGGGGUUACUGUUUCGGAUCAAUGACCUUUUGUCAGUACUGAGAUAUGAACUGUUACUCUCCACGAUUGCUUCCUCACUAGGCCAUCCAGCAUUCUAUUUUCAGAUUUAAAAUAUCUCUGCUUCCUUGAUUGUGGUGCAGCCACCCUGAGCGAAGGUCCCUUCCGUUGCCAGAGCUUCUAAAGCACCUUCCAGCGGAGCAUUACACACCAUGAGCAGGGCAAAGGCAGGAAGUGUGAAGUCUGCCAGAUCGAGAGUAACCUGUGUUCCCCGGAGGAACAUCUAACGUCUGGAGAACAGGGGUAGUGGUUGACAGGAACCAAGUAAUUCCCUCACCAGGCAACAGGAGGGGUUGCUGCUGCAUUCAUGUCCACAUGCCAUUGACUCGCCCUGAUACCAGACUGGAGACAUGUGUGCUCUGCUCCCCCUGGGCAAUGAUCAUCUGGGCUGGAGUUCAACUUGUGCAAAGCCAGCUCCCAGAUACGGCCUUUGGAGUCCAGGCUGUCUUAUCUUGCUUUCCAUUCUGCUCCACUCUUCAAUUAGCAGGCAGUUGCAUAUUGGUGGGCAGCAGUACAAUGUCUACGAGCAGUUUCCACCUAGAGCCGCUACCACUGCUGCUCUUGAUUAAACAAUGUAAAUUAGUUUCAGUUCUCACUCUCUAGUGACCAGGCUUUCAAUUCUCCUGGCAUCUUCUCUUCUUUGGGGAGUAUUUGGUUAGAUGUGAGAUCGUGGGCAGAAACUCGUUACAGUGAUUGUGACUGGAACUUGAGGCCUGAUCCCCAGCUCAGCACAGUGGAGCACUGAAGGCAACUACUGUACAUGGUUUUAAGUUCUUAUUUAAGGUUCAGUUGAGGCAAUAAGGGAAAGAAGAUCCUCUGAUGUAAACUGAGAAUGCUGUCACUUUCUUGUGGUUCAGGAAGGGGCAGUGUGGUUCUGACACUGAGUGCUGGGUUUUGUGGUCAAUUUAAACUGAACUGAUUGCUGUCUAUUUAAUUUCUGAACUGUGACUUUUGUGAAGCUGCUUCCAGUAAAAUAUGAGGGUUUGCAGGUACUGAAAUUAAGGGCAUUGAAAGAAAUCUUAUGUCUGAUCAUCCAGUGACCUGUUGCUAGCAAAAGACAGCAGAGCCAAUUCUGGUUAGGCCAGUGAUAGGAGGAGGCUGAUUAACCCUUUCAUUGGGCAUUUGUGAAGAUUCUGGGGAGUUCUCCCAAUAGUCCACACCCCAUUUGAGCUUGUCUGUUGAGUUGGCCAGUGCCUCUUGCCUCACAGAAUACUGUCUAUUGAAGCUAAAAUAGGGUAAGGCUGUUGCACUGCUGGUGAACCAUUUUCAGAGAGAAGCUGAACUGAUAAUCACUUCAGGAAUUACCAAUUAGUUUUUUAAAUUUGUGAAAUGGUUUUGCAUAAGUUACCAGUUUUUCCAAAAUACAUUAAUAUUGUAACAAUUUAUAUUCUGUUUACAAAUAUUUCAGCAUUUACUGAAAUAUUCUGGUUUGCUGUACUAUAUUGAGCCAAGACCACAGACGUGCAAGCAAGACCAGUGUUGUAUUUGGUCAUCUAUUAAAUCGCUACCAGUUUUGAAUAGGAAUUUGUUACAAUAACAUUGUGAUUCUUCUCUUCCCCCCCUGCCCCCCCCCAGUGUGGCUCUAAAUAAAGAUUGUCACAAUAUUAAAAUUUUAUUUAUUUAGCUCAUCAAAACAUACAGUGAGAUGCAUCGUUUGCGUUAACAACCCAAGGAUGUGCUGGGGGCAGCCCACAAGUUCAAGGUUCAAAGCAAAUUUGUUAUUAAAGUACAUAUAUAUCCAUUUACUACUAAGAUUCAUUUUCUUGUGAGCAUUCAUAGUAACUACAAGUAACACGGUAGAAUCAAUGGAAAAACUGCACACAAAGACAACCAACCAAUGUGUAAAAAGACGACAAACUGCACAUACAAA